Daldinia decipiens is the source of this 1485-nucleotide messenger RNA. RefSeq lists its product as uncharacterized. The transcript is spliced from 2 exons. NCBI's taxonomy places the organism in Eukaryota, Fungi, Ascomycota, Sordariomycetes, Xylariales, Hypoxylaceae. Bases 1 to 1485 code for a protein of 494 amino acids. The record is from RefSeq and is a predicted model, not a curated record.
AUGGUGUCCGCUUUACUUGACAGUGUGUUGGCUAGUCCCGGUAUCCUCAGGUUACCCAAUAGCAUUGCUGAAAGAGAUGCCAAGGAGCAGGUAGGAGCUUCAAAAGGUCAAGUCCCACCACCUCUGCUCAUUUCGGCAAUCGAACACAAGAGUUCCAAUGUUAAUAUUAUUCGCGACUUUGCUCGUGCCUUAGAGAUCGAAAGACUAAGAUCCGGGAACAUCGCCAACAACGGACCCUGGAUACGAGAAUCUCCAUUAGUAACAGCCGUUCGGUUAGCUCGAGUUGAUGUCUUCGAGUUACUACUUAAAAAUUAUCCGGCUCUACUCUCUUGGAUGAGAUUUGAAGACGAAGAUACCGACCCGGAAUCUUCAGGUAGGUUACCUUUGUACCGACACUGCUUGACUGCAAUGCAUCAUGCUAUAGAAUUGUUUGCCGUGGAGAAAGAACCUACACUUCGUAAAAAGAUGGAGGAUUGUGCCUUAGCUCUUAUUGUUUAUGGGACUUAUUUAGGCCCCCUCAGACCGGAAGCCCAAGUUGCCCUAGCCGGUAAUUCUACGUUGCCACCCCGUUUCGUUCUUACCCGUAGCUUCUUGUCAGCUAUAAAUUCUGGAAUGGAUCGAUAUACCACUGCCGUAGUACAUCGAACGUUAAAUCUACCACCAGAAAAUAGGCACCGGCAAGUUCUUAUCGAUGAUGGACUUCCCGAAAUAUUAAGUAAAGCAGCCCAGUCGGGAAAACAUCCAGCUCUCAUCCAAUAUCUUGCCAACCUAUCAUUUUCGACUGAUGGUGAGAUCCUCCCACUCCCCGCAAAUAGCUUGGAUGCCUACAACGCAAACCCCAUUGCACUGGCACUUACUUCUGAAGCUCGCCAACGAGACGCUAUCCAUAUUUUACAGAUGCUAAAAAGCCCGCUAAUUCACCGUGCGGCUCGACGCGGAGUGGAGCCGUGGGAAUAUAUAGUCCAGCUGCUAAUACAUGGUAGCAUAGUAAGUGCGGCGGCAACAGGAGAGUGCUUGGAUUACUUCGUGGAACACAUGAAUUACAUCCAAACGUUUCUUUUCGAUAACCGCUCUCUGGGUCCCGAUCUCAAUGAGCAAUUGCUAGAGCACUGUUAUAAUAUUGUGCAGCUUGCACUUCUAACUGGUAAAAGUUCCUUGUUUAAUUUUUACUGGGCUGCUACACAUAUGACGGGCUUUGAUACUCCAGAAUGGUUACGCCAGGCAAUUCUCUAUGGCAAUAGCGGAGCUGUCCAGAUUAUUGUUGCUAGAUGGACUCAACAAGGACAAUCUUUAGAAACACUUUUACCGCCAGUUCCGCCGAUAUCAGGUUUUCCCGGGCCUAACACUCCCCAGACAGCUUUAAAUGACGCUGUUCGGGUCAGACACCUUUCAGCGGUAAUCAUACUACUAAACGCGGGUGCUGAUCCAAGUUCCGUUAGCUCAGAUGAAUGGGCUGAUCUCGCAAAGGAGAUAUGGAUUUUUUGA